Messenger RNA from Ricinus communis (castor bean), 2159 nucleotides. Its product is annotated as homeobox protein knotted-1-like 3. Gene Ontology annotation, molecular function: DNA binding. Lineage: Eukaryota; Viridiplantae; Streptophyta; Magnoliopsida; Malpighiales; Euphorbiaceae. Gene Ontology annotation, cellular component: nucleus. The coding region runs from base 332 to 1648 and encodes 438 amino acids. Gene Ontology annotation, biological process: regulation of DNA-templated transcription. The transcript is spliced from 6 exons. The record is from RefSeq and is a predicted model, not a curated record.
UACUACUACCCAGUACUCACUUCUUGAUCAUCUCUGCCUUUCUUUAUACAUAUAAUCUCUUCAACUGUAAAAAGAGGGGAGAAGAAAUAAAUAAAUCAAAAAACUCUCCCUCUCUCUCUCUCUCCAUCCUUUUCUUGCUUUCUUUGUAUACAAAAACCUCACUUUCUUGCUUAUUAUUGUUUCCUUGUAAUCUCUCUCUCUCUACAAUCUAACUAUCUAUUUAUAUAUCUAUAUCCAUGUUUUUAUAAUCUUCUUUCUUUCUUUCUUUCUUUCUUUUUUUCUUUCUCGACAUACAAAUAGAGAACAAGGAAAAAAGAUUACAUUUUAAAACAUGGCGUUUCAUCAUAACUUGUCUCAAGAACUUCCUCUUCACCAUUUCGCUGACCAAACCCAGCAGCAGCAGCAGCAACAUCAAAAUAUACAAGAAACAACCAGUGCUUCUCCUCCAAAUUGGCUAAACACAGCUCUUCUCCGUACACAACAACCGCAGCAACAACAACCACCGCCACCACAUCAUUCUCACUUCACAGAUACUAAUAAUUUCUUAAAUCUUCACACGACUUCUACUACAAACUCCGAUUCUACUGCUUCUCAAAACCCAACUCAAUGGCUUUCUCGUUCCUCUUCAAUUCUUAAUCGUAACCAUAGUGAUGUUAUGGAUGAUGUUACUGCAGUUGCUGCAACUGCUGCUGAUUCUAUAAUUGCGGGUACUAUUUCACAAGAAUCUACGGAUUUGAAAACAAAUAUCAAUAACAAGAGUGAAGGUGGAGUUGUUGAGAGUGGUAGUGGUGGUGGAGAAGGAGUGGUCAAUUGGCAGAAUGCAAGAUAUAAAGCUGAGAUACUUUCACAUCCUUUGUAUGAUCAGUUGUUAUCUGCACAUGUUGCUUGUUUGCGGAUCGCUACACCGGUUGAUCAGUUGCCAAGAAUUGAUGCCCAGCUUGCUCAAUCUCAGCACGUAGUGGCUAAAUAUUCAGCCCUUGGUCAGGGCUUGGUUGCUGAUGAUAAGGAGCUUGAUCAGUUCAUGACACAUUAUUUUCUGUUGCUUUGCUCUUUUAAAGAACAACUGCAACAACAUGUUAGAGUCCAUGCGAUGGAAGCAGUAAUGGCCUGCUGGGAGAUAGAGCAAUCUUUACAAAGCUUAACAGGAGUUUCUCCUGGAGAAGGAACAGGCGCAACAAUGUCCGAUGAUGAUGAUGACCAAGUAGAUAGUGAUGCUAAUUUGUUUGAUCCAAGUUUGGAUGGUGCAGAUACCAUGGGAUUUGGUCCCCUCAUUCCAACAGAGAGUGAGAGGUCUUUAAUGGAGCGGGUGAGGCAUGAACUGAAGCAUGAACUAAAGCAGGGUUAUAAAGAAAAAAUUGCUGACAUCAGAGAGGAAAUUUUGCGCAAGAGAAGAGCAGGAAAGCUACCUGGGGACACCACUUCUGUCUUAAAAGCUUGGUGGCAAUCACAUUCAAAAUGGCCUUAUCCUACUGAGGAAGAUAAGGCUAGAUUGGUCCAGGAAACAGGAUUGCAAUUGAAGCAGAUAAAUAAUUGGUUCAUCAACCAGAGGAAGAGGAAUUGGCAUAGCAAUCCUUCAAGUUCAACUGUACUGAAAAGUAAACGCAAAAGAAGUAAUGCAGGUGAUAAUAGUGGCGAUCGUUUCAUGUAAAUGAAAGAAUGAUGUUUGCUCACGCUUCUGCACUAGCAACCGAUAUAUCCAAAAACAUUACAUAAACAGAAACUGCAGUAACAGUACAGAGCUUUGUGGCGGUCAACUGAAUUUGAGUGAAGGGGAACCGCAUAUUUUGCUUCUAGAUAAAAGUCUAACAUAGAGGAUGGGGAAAGGCUUAAAGACAUUACGCAUGCAGAUGGUAGAAAACAUGUGAUAUUGCCGCUUUAUUCAGAAUUUCAAAGAUUUUAAGAGAAUUUAUUUACUGAAGCUGAGUUAGAUAGCAGCAUUUUAUAUGUGCAUUUGCAGCUCUUUAUGAUUUUUGUUUAUAUCUGUGAAUAAGAUCAAUUAAAAGCGAUAGGUGGUUAUGGGGUGUACAGUGUAAUGAUCUUUUUUUUGCAUGCUUCCUUAAGGAUCAUUAUAAGAUUAUAGCUCUUUCUUUCCCAUUGUGGAUGUAGAAUUGAAAUUUGCAGCAACUAUAUGGAAUUUAGAUUUUUGUUUUCACAGCUAA